Messenger RNA from Miniopterus natalensis, 2099 nucleotides. NCBI's taxonomy places the organism in Eukaryota, Metazoa, Chordata, Mammalia, Chiroptera, Miniopteridae. The record is from RefSeq and is a predicted model, not a curated record.
AUGGAGACAGUGUUUGAAGAGCCUGAUGAAGAGAGCAGACCUAAAGUUACAUCUCUGAGAGAAAGAAUGGCCCUUGAUCAGGGAGCCCAAGUAAACUUUCCAUUUAGUAUUCUCUUCUCAACUAUUCUCUACUGUGGUGAGGCUGCCUCUGCCUUGUAUAUGUUUGAAAUUUAUCGAAAUAAUAAUGAUAUAUUCUGGAUGUCAUUUACCAUUGGCUUUAUUGUUGUGGGAGUAGUUUUGGAUCAAGUUACACUUAUGUUUUUCUACAAAGACUCAACUAGAAAUAAGGCUGUAUUGCUUUUUGCACACAUUUUGCUUUUAGGACCUAUAGUGAGGUGUCUGCAGACCAUUAUAAAUUACCAAAAAGUGUUGAAAAAGCUUACUCAGGUGAAAAAAGGGUCUCAAGUUAGCAUCAAAAGAAGAAAGAUGAUGAUGGAAAGGGAGAUUGUUCACUCAAUUCAUGGUGUUUUUGUGCAGUGCAAGGCUUUCAAGUAUAUGUCAAUCAUCCAGGCCUUUCUUGGUUCCAUUCCACAAUUAACAUUUCAGCUAUAUAUCACUCUCACUAUAAGAGAAUGGCCUUUGGAAAGAGCAUUGUUGAUGACAUUUUCCCUAAUGUCAGUUACUUAUGGGGCUAUUCACUGCAAUAUAUUGGCCAUCCAGAUCAAAUAUGACAAUAAUAACAUUAAGCUACAUCCAAUAGAAUUCAUCUGCAUCAUGAUCUGGCGUUGUUUGGAGAUUACCUCACGUGUAGUGACUCUGGUACUUUUUGCCACGUCUCUGAAACUGAAGAGCCUACCCUUUUUAUUAAUCACAUUUUCCAUAUCACUGUUGGCACCGUGGCUGGAGUUUUGGACAAGUGGAGCUCAUCUUCCUAGCAACACUACAAAAAAAUUCAAUCCAGUGGGUACAGUACUGAUACUUAUUGUGAUCACUCUACUAUAUGCUGCAAUCAACUUCUCCUGCUGGUCAGCAGUGAAACUGCAAUUGUCAAAUGAGGAAGUAAUUGAUAAGACACAGAAGUGGGGUCAUAGAACCCUUCACUACAGCAUUCGGUUAUUAGAAAAUGUAACAAUGAUAUUGGUAUUUAAGUUUCUUGGUGGGAAAUCUUUAUUGAAUUGCUGUGACUCAUUAAUUGCCACACAGCUCAUUAUAACUUAUUUAUUAUCAAUUGGUUUUAUGCUUCUCUUCUACCAGUAUUUGCAUCCAGGAUGGUCAGGCAAAGCAUUAUCAGAACAUACAGAAAAUGAGCCUGAACCAAUGUGAUUUUACAUAAACUAAAGAGGAAAUUCAAUUCAAAGAAUAAAAAUUAGUAACUGAAAAUUGACUUUUACUUCUGGAGUAAGAUUGGGUAUGUUUUUCAUUAAAGAAAAAAUUAGUUCUGCAUUAGAAAAUAGAUUUCCAUAGAAAAGUAGUCAAACAUGCUGAAUUUUACUUUAUUUAAAUACACCAAACAUAAAAUAUACCAAAUUUCCUUUCAUUUAUAACAAAAUAUUUUAAUCAGUUGCUAAUAAAAUUUAUUUUUCUCCUGUGAAUCAACAGUACUUUGAACUAUUAUUACUGCCAAGCAAAUGACUUGGAAUAUUUUUUUUCUCAAAUCUAAUUAUAGACAGCAAAAACAAACAAACAAACAAACAAAACACAACAAACAAAACCUGUAUCUUGUUCCAAAAGCUGAUCAGGACAAAUACACAUAAUUCAUUUUACAUUUAAGACACUGAAAAAUACUGGAGAUUUAUCAAUGACAAGUUAGACAUUUCCAGACAAAAAAAGAGAGUCAGUUGUAAUCAGAAAAAAAAAUACCAUAUGGCAAAAGAAAUAUCAGGAUACUACAAUGUGAUAUAUAAAUGGACUUGGAAAAUAAAAAUGCUUUCAAGAUAAGGUAAUAUUUAAUUAGAAUGUCAUGAACAGAAGAGUGUGUAAAUGUUUUGGGCAGAGAGAAAGUAGAUGGUAGAAAUGACAUAUGAAAGAGAUAACUCCUCUCUGGGAGACUCAGUUGGUUAGAGCAUCCUGUAGUACAUAAAAGGUUGCAGGUUUGAUUCCUGGCCAGAACACAGAUCUAGGUCAAAGUUGAGUCCCUGGCUCAGGCAUAUAUUGGAGAC